AACCUGCUGCAGCUUGAUCUCCAGAGACCCUACAAAACACUGUGUGAGCUUUCCAAGAAAUAUGGGUCUGUGUUUACAGUUUAUUUUGGACCAAAAAAAGUGGUUGUUCUCACCGGGUACAGGACAGUCAGAGAGGCUCUGGUCGGCUAUGCAGACGAGUUUGGACAAAGAGAAAUCAAACCUAUAUUUGCAGAUGUAACGAAGCAUAGUGGAAUCCUGUUUUCAAAUGGAGAAACAUGGAAAGAGAUGCGUCGUUUUGCCCUCAACACCCUCAGAGACUUUGGGAUGGGGAAGAGAGUUGCAGAGGAGAAAAUCUUAGAGGAGUGUGGACACCUCAUUCAAGUGUUUGAGAGUUAUAAAGGUAUAACAUGA
Poecilia reticulata (guppy) is the source of this 372-nucleotide messenger RNA. NCBI's taxonomy places the organism in Eukaryota, Metazoa, Chordata, Actinopteri, Cyprinodontiformes, Poeciliidae. The record is from RefSeq and is a predicted model, not a curated record.